UCAGGUUUCUCUGGGCGGCGGAGGCGGCGGGGACGCGGCUGCCGCGGGCACCAUGAACCCGCUGUAACGCGCAGUCUGCGCGGCGCGGGGGGCGGGGGGAGGAGGAGGCCGCCGCGGUGAAGUUCUCCGCCAUGAACCUGAGGGGCCUUUUCCAGGACUUCAACCCGAGUAAAUUCCUCAUCUAUGCCUGUCUGCUGCUGUUCUCUGUGCUGCUGGCCCUUCGUCUGGAUGGCAUCAUUCAGUGGAGUUACUGGGCCGUCUUUGCCCCAAUAUGGCUGUGGAAGUUAAUGGUCAUUGUUGGAGCCUCAGUUGGAACCGGAGUCUGGGCACGAAAUCCCCAAUAUCGAGCAGAAGGAGAAACAUGUGUGGAGUUCAAGGCCAUGCUGAUUGCAGUGGGUAUCCACUUGCUCCUGCUGAUGUUUGAAGUGCUGGUGUGUGAUCGGAUCGAGCGAGGCAGCCAUUUCUGGCUCCUGGUCUUCAUGCCGCUGUUCUUUGUGUCCCCGGUGUCUGUGGCAGCUUGUGUUUGGGGCUUUCGACAUGACAGGUCACUGGAGUUAGAAAUCCUGUGUUCUGUCAACAUCCUCCAGUUUAUAUUCAUUGCCUUAAGACUGGACAAGAUCAUCCACUGGCCCUGGCUUGUUGUGUGUGUCCCGCUGUGGAUUCUCAUGUCCUUUCUGUGCCUGGUGGUCCUCUAUUACAUUGUAUGGUCCGUCCUGUUCCUGCGCUCCAUGGAUGUGAUUGCAGAACAACGAAGGACACACAUCACGAUGGCACUGAGCUGGAUGACCAUUGUCGUGCCUCUCCUUACCUUUGAGAUCCUGCUGGUUCACAAACUGGACGGCCACAAUGCAUUCUCCUGUAUACCAAUAUUUGUCCCCCUCUGGCUUUCCUUGAUCACUCUGAUGGCAACCACAUUUGGACAGAAGGGAGGGAACCACUGGUGGUUUGGUAUUCGCAAGGAUUUCUGUCAGUUCCUGCUUGAAAUCUUCCCAUUUUUGAGAGAAUACGGAAACAUCUCCUAUGACCUCCACCAUG
Messenger RNA from Hipposideros armiger (great roundleaf bat), 1035 nucleotides. Its product is annotated as transmembrane protein 185A. The transcript is spliced from 7 exons. Gene Ontology annotation, cellular component: dendrite. Lineage: Eukaryota; Metazoa; Chordata; Mammalia; Chiroptera; Hipposideridae. The record is from RefSeq and is a predicted model, not a curated record. The annotation marks the transcript as partial.